AUGGCUACUGAUGCUCCAUUAAAACAAUGUUUAGAAAAUAACGAUAAUGACCCUGACGAACAGAACAGCACGUUGAAUGAAGAAGACGUGUCGAUAUAUUUUAGAGGUACACAUGAAGUCCAAGAAUGUCUUGAAGGUCAAGGUGAAGCAGAUCUACAUACAUUCAACUCUAGUUGUACAAAAAAUCCUGGCCAUACCCAGUUUAUACCAGUUAAAACUUUAACUUUACGACAUUUUCCUUCUGGUUACCAAGACAACGACCUGUUUGAUUUAAUCAAAGCCAUGUCUGACGUCACGGUUAGGUUAGCUGUUAGAUUCACCAGUCUUGAAAGACCAGAGUUUAUAUCUGGGACUACAGACCCAUAUCCUUUUUAUGACUCAAGAGGAAAGGACACAUUGAGGACAGGGACUGGGAGGGUGGAUCAUGUCGACAGGUACUCCGAGGAAACUCACAACAUGACAUGUCCAUGUCCUGAAUGUGUGGAUUCCCCACACCCAGCAAAGUGUGGUGGAAGAUUUGAUUCUUUUCAGGGGCGGAACUGCAAUACUGUCAGACCCCGCAAUGAGGAAGGGGUGGGGGAAGUUUAUGGGCCCAAAAUGUGA
Messenger RNA from Physella acuta, 603 nucleotides. RefSeq lists its product as uncharacterized. The record is from RefSeq and is a predicted model, not a curated record. Lineage: Eukaryota; Metazoa; Mollusca; Gastropoda; Physidae.